AUGGCGGACGACGGGCUCUCAAUCUACGACGAGAUCGAGAUCGAAGACAUGACAUUUGACGAAGCUCUCCAGAUCUAUCACUAUCCGUGCCCUUGCGGCGAUCGCUUCCAGAUCGCCCUCGACGACCUGCGCGACGAGCAGGACAUUGCCGUGUGUCCCAGCUGCAGCUUGAUGAUUCGAGUCAUCUUUGAUCUUGUUGGGCAUCCCAAAUGA
Trichoderma reesei QM6a is the source of this 213-nucleotide messenger RNA. RefSeq lists its product as uncharacterized. Gene Ontology annotation, molecular function: metal ion binding. The transcript has a single exon. The record is from RefSeq and is a predicted model, not a curated record. Lineage: Eukaryota; Fungi; Ascomycota; Sordariomycetes; Hypocreales; Hypocreaceae. Gene Ontology annotation, biological process: protein histidyl modification to diphthamide. The coding region runs from base 1 to 213 and encodes 70 amino acids.